Molecule: messenger RNA, 1185 nt
Organism: Cadophora gregata
Lineage: Eukaryota; Fungi; Ascomycota; Leotiomycetes; Helotiales; Ploettnerulaceae
Exons: 1
Coding region: 1-1185 (394 amino acids)
Source: RefSeq, a predicted model, not a curated record
AUGCAGAUCUCCAAGUCAGCUCUCAUGAAGCUACUGUUCUUCCUCCUUGCCACGACUCCUGACCUCGUCGCUGGAGGAGUUGUCCCUCAGUCAGCCAACCCACCACCCUGCAAGGACAUCGCAUGGGAUGAGCAUAAGAACGGCUUGCAAACCAGAAUCUGCACUGAGUCACACCCUUCAAUGAAAACAUAUGGAGCACAAUCAAUGAUUGCCAAGCGUUCCAACGACAACACUGUCGACAAAUUCGAGUCUACUUUCUCGUCUCUCAUGCCAAAUACAGAGGCAGAUAGGAAUAAUUGUGCCGGCGUCCCAACCAACACCACAACUUCCACCUUGGACAAAGUUCCAGAGCAGGACCAAAGUUCCAAUGGAUCCAACAAUACCACCAUCACCCGCCGGGAUAUUUGCACUUCCCGCACUCUCCCUUACCGCUCGCAACUGGUCGACAUCCCCGAAACCUCGUCAAAGAGCUGGUGUUUCCGCCCGGGCCCCACCCCAAACAACAACGACAUAACCUCUCUCUGCCGCAACAUCGACCAACUCAAAUACUUCGGCGCCCGCGAGUCCACAAAGCUCCCCUUCCACGAUGACUAUGUCGUGCAACGCGCCAAGGCUUCCCCAUCUUCCAUAACCACAGCAGGCAUGACACGCGACAACACCACCGUCGCCGUCGAAGCCAGCGGUUCGUGUGUCUGCGUCGCAGGCCGCGAACGAACAGCCGGCUUCAAAGUCUGCAACUGCGAUCGCUGCGACGCCCUAGUAAUCAACCGCGGCCUCGCAGACAUGUGCAAAACCCUACAAACGCAAUGCACAAGCCAAGGUUUCUCCAGCGGCUACAUCAAAUCCUCCGUCGGCUCCAGCCUCUCCAACUCGAUCAUCUCGCUCUUCACAUACCCGGAUGCCAAAGGUCCCAAGUCCGAGCCUAUGGAGCUGGAUCCUAUUCUUGGAGAGGAUGGUGUGCUGGAGAGUAGUUGUCGGAGUGGGGAUGAGGAGAGGAGGGGACAGGAUUAUACGGGCCCGGUGAUUGAGUGUUGGGAUUGGGUGGUGGGGAGGUUUAAGGGGGGACGCUGGUGUAGGGAUGUGGUUAGAGGUGGGGAGAGGGUUUGGGUUAAGGAGAAGGAGGAUCCGAUGGAGAAGUUGAGGGGGCGGAAGAAGGGGGAGUUUAGUCAGUUUGGGGAUAAGUAG